Castor canadensis (American beaver) is the source of this 439-nucleotide messenger RNA. The record is from RefSeq and is a predicted model, not a curated record. Lineage: Eukaryota; Metazoa; Chordata; Mammalia; Rodentia; Castoridae.
UGCUUUAAAGAAUAGACAAGAAUUAUAUGCACUACCUCCUCCCCCCCAGUACUACUCAAGCCUUAUUGAAGAGAUAGGAACUCUUGGUUGGGAUAAACUUGUGUAUGUGGAUACUUGCUUCAGUACUAUCCAGUUAAAAGCAGAAGAUGCUUCUGGUAGAGAGCAUCUAAUGACUGUCAAGUUGAAGGAGAAGUACCCUUCAGAAUCACCAGAUUGUUUUGUGGAUUUUCCCAUUGCAUUUUGUGUUUCCUGGACACCACAGGGAAGAGAUUUCCACCUUAGAAUAUUGUUGCCUGAAGAUUUACAACUGAAGAAUGCAAGAUUACUGUGUAGUUGGCAGCUGAAAACAAUUCUUAAUGGAUACAAUCAAAUAGUCCAACAGAGAAUGCAGCACUCUCCUGAUCUAAUGAGCUUUAUGAUGGAGUUGAAGAUGAUUUUG